AUGGAUCUGGAGCAAGAGCUGGUGCUGGUGCCGGCACCGGGACAGCUGCCAAGACCCGCAGUGCAAGUAAAAGUGACAAAUGAAGUGGAAAGUGCCAUGAGAAUGAUGAUGAUGAUGAUGACUGCGAUGGGUAUGAGGCAACAGACGAACUACUUUGACACACAAAUGGCCAACCGACUGCCACUGCUGUCAUUGUCUAACCUAAUGAGCCCCAGUUCCACUCCCACUCCCAGUCCCAGUCCCAGGCCCAAGCUCAGUAUGUUGCCAAUAUUGGAUGGGCGUAGCUCGGACAUCAGUCCCGAGACAGAACAAUUACUUCGAUUGCAGUCGUCCGACUACAAACUGCUGUACAAUGCCGAACGGCACACGUAUUUCCAACUGCAUACCAUAACCGGCAAUCAUCGCGUUUCGAAUGCGCAUAAGGAUGCGGCGGCGUCCAAUCGAAGAAGGCUCUUCCAGCAGGCAGUGGGCAGCACCCUGAGUGCCGCCUUCGGCCUGAAUGUGAUGGCGAUGGACGGACGGGCCGUGACCACGGAGACCGUGCAUCUCUAUGAUGCCGCCUCGCUGCGGCAGUCGCGCUUCAAUCCCUUCAAUCCGACACGCAUCCUCAUCCACGGCUGGCUGGGCAAUGCAAAUGCCAAUAUCUACAGCGCCUUGCUCCCACCAUACCUAUCGCUGGACAAGGGGCGGUACAACAUCUUCACCGUGGACUGGGGCCGCGGCGCCAUAGCGGACUACAUUACGGCCAGCUAUCGGGUGAAGCCCGUGGGACAGGUGCUGGCCAAAUUCGUGGACUUUCUGCACCAGGAGGCGGGCCUGAGGUUCGAGGAUCUGCAGCUGGUGGGCUUCAGCAUGGGAGCCCAUGUGGCGGGCCUGGCUGGGAAGCACCUGCAGACGGGGCGGCUCAGGAUGAUCCGUGCUUUGGAUCCGGCCUUGCCCUUUUUCCGGUAUGCCCAGGACAAGGAGCGUCUGGCCAAAGGGGAUGCGGACUAUGUGGAGGUGCUACAUACGAGUGUCGGCAGCUACGGCUUCGAUCGCCCGCUGGGGCAUGCCGAUUUCUACGCCAAUUGGGGCAGUCAGCAGCCGGGCUGCUUCUGGCUCGAGUGCAGCCACUGGAGGGCAUUCAUCCUCUUUGCCGAGAGUCUGCGGCCCGGCCGGGAAUAUCCGGCCCGUGGCUGUGCGGUCAGCGAAUGGCAGCAGUUGACCCGCUUCCAUCGGUGCCCCAGGGAGACGGGCAACAGACAGAGCAUGGGCGGCGAUUUGGCCAAUGCCUCAAUGGAGCUGCUUCUGGCCAGACGACAGGGUGUCUAUUAUUUCGAGACAAAUGCUAAGCCACCCUAUGGCAUGGUUCAGCGAAAUGCCAGCCCAAAGGGAAAGCACAAAUAA
This is a messenger RNA of Drosophila persimilis, 1386 nucleotides long. RefSeq names its product lipoprotein lipase. The transcript is spliced from 2 exons. Gene Ontology annotation, molecular function: lipase activity. Bases 1 to 1386 code for a protein of 461 amino acids. Lineage: Eukaryota; Metazoa; Arthropoda; Insecta; Diptera; Drosophilidae. The record is from RefSeq and is a predicted model, not a curated record. Gene Ontology annotation, biological process: lipid metabolic process.